AUGGACGGUGCUGGGCAGGAACGUUCCCUGAGAGAGUUGCUAGAGGAGGUGCGGACGUUGCAGACCGCGAUGAACAAGACACUCACCGCUCUUUCGACCACGAACACGCAGAUUCGGUCCGAUAUCGAGGAGUUCAACGAAUUGUACGAGAACACGACGGUCAGUCGCACCACAAGGUAG
This is a messenger RNA of Huiozyma naganishii CBS 8797, 180 nucleotides long. RefSeq lists its product as uncharacterized. NCBI's taxonomy places the organism in Eukaryota, Fungi, Ascomycota, Saccharomycetes, Saccharomycetales, Saccharomycetaceae. The transcript has a single exon. The record is from RefSeq and is a predicted model, not a curated record. Bases 1 to 180 code for a protein of 59 amino acids.